Prunus mume (Japanese apricot) is the source of this 2430-nucleotide messenger RNA. Its product is annotated as DELLA protein GAIP-B. NCBI's taxonomy places the organism in Eukaryota, Viridiplantae, Streptophyta, Magnoliopsida, Rosales, Rosaceae. The record is from RefSeq and is a predicted model, not a curated record.
UUUUUAAAAUUUGUAAAAAUAAUAAAUAAAUGGAAAUAAAAAUACUAAAACUGGCAAAAACUCAAGAGAGGCAUCAUUAAUAUUCUUAUUUCCUCAUCUGAGGGAUAGAGAGAGAGAGAGAGAUGGAACAAGUAGUGGUGAUAGUGAAAAACCAAGCAAACACCCUCCCAAUCCCCAAUGCUCAGAUUCUUCAACCAUUCAUAGCCCUCUUUGGUUUCUGAGUAACACACACACCUCCCCAUGCCCAAAUCCAAACCAAACUAUUUCACAAUUCACAACUAACCACAAACCCAAAAUCAACCCAACCUUGAAAAAAAGAAAUGAAAAGAGAGCAUCAGAUUUAUCAUCAAUAUCCCUAUCCAGACCCAUCAUCCAUGGCUUCCACCUCUGCCGGCGACUGUGGCAAAGCCUCCAAUAAGAUGUGGGAAGAAGAUGCCCAACGAAUCGACGGUGGGAUGGACGAGCUUCUGGCCGUGUUGGGGUACAAGGUACGGUCCUCUGACAUGGCAGAGGUCGCCCAGAAGCUCGAACAGCUUGAAGAAUUCAUGGGUAGUGUUCAGGAAGAUGGCCUUUCGCAGCUUGCUUCUGAUACCGUUCACUAUAACCCUUCGGAUCUAUCGACGUGGCUAGAGAGCAUGAUCUCCGAGAUCAACCCACCUCCCAAUUUCGACCCUUUAAUGGCUGUUGCCGCUGUACCGCUUCCUAAUCAGCAGCAACAAGUCCAACUCGGCGACGACUCGUUCUUAGCUCCGGCCGAGUCCUCCACCAUCACCUCCAUCGAUUUCCGAGAUCAACAGGUGAGCAAAUCACUGAGCCCACCUCCUCCACAAACUCAAAAUCAUCAUCCUCACCAUCAGGUAGUGUUCGACGACUGUAAUUCCUCUUCCAACUACUACGAUCUCAAAGCUACCAUGUUCACCCAAACCCACCACGAUUCUUCGUCCCGGGAGGCCAAGCGACUCAAACCCUCAUCUGGGUCUUCUGCCUCUGACCUCGUCUUCAACCGGCGCACCGCCUCUUCUCUUCCGCAACCACAACCCCUCUCCAUCCCCACCACCGAGUCAUCAACUCGCCCUGCCCUCCUGGUCGACUCACAAGAGAACGGGGUCCGACUCGUUCACGGCCUCAUGGCCUGCGCGGAAGCCGUACAGCAAAACAACCUCAACCUGGCCAAAGCUCUGGUGACCCAGAUCGGCUACUUGGCAAUUUCUCAAGCAGGUGCUAUGCGAAAAGUUGCAACCUACUUUGCCGAAGCUCUAGCUCAAAGAAUCUUCAGAGUCUACCCUCAGUCCCCAAUCGACCACUCAUUCUCCGAUAUGUUGCAGAUGCACUUCUACGAGACCUGCCCGUACUUGAAAUUCGCUCACUUUACGGCCAAUCAAGCCAUCCUCGAAGCCCUCCAAGGCAAAACUCGAGUUCAUGUCAUCGAUUUUUCGAUGAACCAAGGGAUGCAGUGGCCGGCGCUGAUGCAAGCCCUGGCGCUCCGACCCGGCGGGCCACCUGCCUUUCGGCUUACGGGUAUCGGGCCUCCGGCGUCCGACAACUCCGACCAUCUCCAAGAAGUGGGCUGGAAGCUGGCCCAAUUGGCUGAAACCAUCCAUGUGGAGUUUGAAUACAGAGGGUUUGUGGCGAACAGCUUGGCUGAUCUGGACGCGUCCAUGCUCGAACUCAGACCGAGCGAGGUCGAAUCGGUGGCUGUUAACUCGGUCUUCGAGUUACACAAGUUAUUGGCUCGCCCUGGCGCGAUUGAGAAGGUCCUGUCUGUGGUUAAGCAAAUGAAGCCGGAGAUUGUCACCGUGGUGGAGCAAGAGGCAAACCACAACGGUCCGGUUUUCAUGGACCGGUUCAACGAGUCGCUGCACUAUUACUCGACUCUUUUUGACUCGCUGGAGGGCUCGGUGAACAGUCAGGAUAAGGCGAUGUCAGAGCUGUAUUUGGGGAAGCAAAUCUGCAACGUGGUGGCUUGUGAAGGGGUGGACCGCGUUGAGAGGCACGAGACUUUGACUCAGUGGCGAACCCGGUUGGACUCGGCCGGUUUUGUGCCGGUCCACCUUGGGUCGAACGCGUUCAAGCAAGCGAGUAUGCUGUUGGCUUUGUUUGCCGGCGGGGAUGGGUAUCGAGUGGAAGAGAACAAUGGUUGUUUGAUGUUGGGUUGGCACACUCGCCCACUCAUCGCCACUUCGGCUUGGAAACCCGGUUGCGACUCGGUGAUGGCUCACUGAGUCGAGUAGCGAGUUGGGUCAACUUUAACUAGCCUUUUUUUAUUUAUAAAAAAUUUGAAUCUUCUUUUUGCUGCCAACCAAACACACCCUAGUGGUGUGGUGGUGGGGUAUGAAAUGAAAUGUGUCUCUCUGUGCAUUUGUGAGCUGGGUGCGACAAUGAGAUUGAGAUUGAGACACCCCCACCAAAAAGCCCCACCAUUUAGGUCCA